AUAUGCAGAGAGAACAAUGUAAGUAAACAAAUUGUACGUUGAUUUCCCUAAAAAAUGUGCUCUCAAAAUGUUGCUUUGUUUGUUUGAGUAUCCCAACCAGCCUGACAGAGCAACAUUGGUUCAACCAAUGGCAUGAGAUGUGGGGCGGGAUAUCUUUUUGUCCAACCAAUGGAAAACAUUGGUGACACUGGUGACACAGGUUCAAUAUACAGUAUUUGUGUUAACUCGGGGUUGAAAUGAGUGCUCUUUCCCAUUUCAUUUCAGUAAAAUGAGAGUGUGUACACGCCGACGCUCACGGACCUUGCGUGUGUGGUUUUUAUUUGUAUUCCUGAGUCUGCACUUUCUUUUGGCUUUACUGGUACUGUCCAUGUACAAUGCUUCCUGUGAGAUACAUUUAUAUCCAGACACCCAGACAUCCAACAGCCUCUCUGUACAGAAUACAUCCACUUCAGCAAGCAUGGCCGACAUGACAGGAAGUGAAAUUCAGGAAGAGGAAAUGGGAGACGCAGUUACCGACCUUGCCAAACUGGAGGCUCUGUAUUCCCACCCGUUGUAUAAUUUACCCACUCCACCUGUGCCUGAUGGUGACUGGCUGCUGAAAGUUCGAUCUAAGAGAAAGGAUGAAGCCCAGCACAGCUCACAGCAGUGGCAGAGUGCCAAUGAGGAUGGCUAUGAUCCUGUCCACUUAAACACCAGCUCUGAUUCACAUCCACCUUGGCUCCGUUUUCACCUUGGGAUAUCUCGCUGGCAGAUGUAUCAGCAUAAAGACCCCAACCUGUCAACGCUGACUCAUCAACUGGCAUCCUACCGAAUCGUCAGUGCAGUGCAGAAAUCAGGUGGGACACAGCUGAAGCUGGUGAUGACAUUUCCUAAUUAUGGACAGGCUCUCUUUAAACCCAAGAAACAGGAACGGCAUGAGGAAACCAAUGUGAAUCUGUAUUACUUCUCCGACUUUGAGAGGCACAAUGCUGAGAUUGCCGCCUUUCACCUGGACAGGAUAUUGGGUUUCAGGAGAAUGCCUCCAGUGGUUGGGAGGAUCAUUAAUGCAAUUAAAGAGAUCAAAGACAUCACCACAGAUCAUAAACUGGUCACCACUUUUUUCAAGUCUCCAGUAGGGAAUACAUGCUUCUAUGGCCAAUGUUCCUAUUACUGUUCCACUGAGCAUGCUAUCUGUGGGCACCCCCACAAGAUAGAGGGGUCUUUGGCUGCCAUGCUGCCAGAUAUAUCUUUGGCACCACGCCGCUCCUGGAGGAGUCCCUGGAGACGCUCAUACAGCCGGACCAAGCAGGCUGUAUGGGAAACUAACUCAGACUACUGUGAUGCAGUAAAAACGUCUCCUCCCUAUGAUCGAGGCACUCGACUGGUGGACCUGAUAGACAUGAGCAUACUGGACUUCCUCAUGAGUAACAUGGAUAGGCAUCACUAUGAAACAUUUGAGAAAUUUGGCAACGAUACAUUUCUCAUACACUUAGACAAUGGAAGAGCGUUUGGACGUUAUUCUAAAGACGAACCCUCCAUACUGGCUCCUCUUGUGCAGUGCUGCAGGGUCCGCCGUUCCACUUUGCUUCGUUUACGUCUGCUCUCCCUCCCUCCGUAUCGGUUGAGUGAUGUCAUGGGUGCAUCAUUGUCUCAGGACCCCCUUACAAUGGUGGCCCCUCUUCUCACUGAGCUGCACCUCUCGUCUCUAGACCGUCGCCUAGCAACAGUCAUUCAAACCAUCCAGGACUGUCUACAGCAGCAUCAACAUCACAGUGAUGUCAUAUAUGAUGACAUCACUGACUACUCUGGAUAAGACACAAUGGACCAGUCAAAUGCUCUUUUUUUUUUAAAAGUGACUUGCUAUUUGGUAUGGCAAUAAUCAAAAUAUAUGCCCUGCUGGUAUAACCAGGAUGUAAACACUCAGAAUAUUUCCUUCUACAAAUACAUAUACAGUCUGAUUGAAAAAUUCCCCCACAAAUACAAAAAAUAUGCAGGUUAAGUGAAUUGAAGACUAUAAAUUGCCCCGUAUGUGUGUGUGAGUGAGAGUCGACCAGACACUGGGGGUUGCGUCAGGAAGGGAUCUGGCAUAAGACUUGUGCCAAAUCAAAUAUAUAUGCAGACUAUCACGAAACGGAUCCCUCACCUACACAGGAAAAAUGCUAGGAAAGAGAGAGAGAUAUUAGUAGAUAGUUGGCCAGUGGCUGUUUUUUCUUGGAACAUACUCUACAUUCUCUAAAAGUUUUAUUUUAUAAAACACACAUAAGCUCACAUUUGAAGAGUUUUUGGUUUCUUCUUCAAAUUACCAGCAAAAAAGGAAUGUUCAGUUGAUUAUCACAACUUUAAAAUGGACAGCACUUUCACAACCCACUGCAACUUCAAAAUCAGAUAACUCUAGAACAGCAUGUAGGUAGACAUGAUCUUUGAAUUAAACAUACAUUUUAUGAAACAUCAAAUUUGAAUUUAA
This is a messenger RNA of Xyrauchen texanus (razorback sucker), 2443 nucleotides long. RefSeq names its product family with sequence similarity 20 member C, like (gene fam20cl). Gene Ontology annotation, molecular function: phosphotransferase activity, alcohol group as acceptor. The record is from RefSeq and is a predicted model, not a curated record. Lineage: Eukaryota; Metazoa; Chordata; Actinopteri; Cypriniformes; Catostomidae. Bases 269 to 1792 code for a protein of 507 amino acids. Gene Ontology annotation, cellular component: Golgi apparatus. The transcript has 10 exons. Gene Ontology annotation, biological process: protein phosphorylation.